UCGCCCCACAACCACCCCAAGCUGCAGCAGCUCUGGCUGAAGGCUCACUACGUGGAAGCCGAGAAGCUGCGAGGCAGACCCUUGGGAGCCGUUGGCAAAUACCGCGUCCGCCGAAAAUUCCCUUUGCCCCGCACCAUCUGGGACGGCGAGGAAACCAGUUACUGCUUCAAGGAGAAAUCCCGGGGCGUGCUGCGGGAAUGGUAUGCCCACAACCCUUACCCGUCCCCCCGGGAGAAGCGGGAACUGGCCGAAGCCACCGGCCUCACCACUACCCAGGUCAGCAACUGGUUCAAGAACCGGAGGCAGCGGGACCGAGCGGCGGAGGCGAAAGAAAGGGAGAACACGGAAAACAACAACGCGGCCACCAACAAACCCAACCAACUCUCGCCUCUGGAUGGGAGCAAACCCCUCAUGUCCAGCUCCGAGGAGGAAUUUUCUCCUCCCCAAAGCCCGGAUCAGAACUCAGUCCUGCUCUUGCAGGGGAACCUCAGCCACGCCAGGAGCUCCGGCUACUCCCUAGGCGGCUUGGCCACAUCCCAGACCCCUCACAGCCUCCAAGGCCACCAGCUCCAGGACUCGCUGCUGGGACCCCUCACGUCCAGCCUGGUGGAUCUGGGGUCCUAA
Messenger RNA from Mesitornis unicolor (brown roatelo), 624 nucleotides. RefSeq names its product SIX homeobox 1 (gene SIX1). Gene Ontology annotation, biological process: regulation of transcription by RNA polymerase II. NCBI's taxonomy places the organism in Eukaryota, Metazoa, Chordata, Aves, Mesitornithiformes, Mesitornithidae. The record is from RefSeq and is a predicted model, not a curated record. The transcript has 2 exons. The annotation marks the transcript as partial. Gene Ontology annotation, cellular component: nucleus; transcription regulator complex. Gene Ontology annotation, molecular function: DNA-binding transcription factor activity, RNA polymerase II-specific; RNA polymerase II cis-regulatory region sequence-specific DNA binding.